GCAGGAAAACGAGGUCGAGGGAAGUCGGGGAGCGUAAACAAUGAAUGGCGGACAACGACUCUUGCGGGCGCGGAGGCAGCAACGCGCCAUGUGGCAGACACUUGGCGCCCGCCUAAGUGCCUCCCGGCAACGACUUCCCCACAGAAGCUAUCGUCCGUCUCGACGCUUCACAAUUCCAGGCCCCGCCGCGCAAGCCCCUCCCCUCCCCUCCCCUCGAGCAGCUGGCGUCCGAAUUGCCGUCGUCGAAAGAGUCGGGCUUGUGCUUGGAAUUGGGCUUGGGCUUGGGCUUCGAUCGGCGCUAAUCCGAAGGCGCGAGCGAGCGAGCGAUGGCCAGAUAACGAGGAAGAAGCGGGCACCGGCGCGGAGGAGCGAGAGAUCGGAGCGGAGGAGGAGGAGGAGGAGAAGGAGGAGGAGGAGGAGGAGAAUCGCGUGGAGCUGGGGAGGCGGUGAAAUGGGCGGACCGUCGCUGGAAGAGAGGCCACCAUUGAAUGGCGUGGCGGAGUUCAUGACAUGGCUGAAGAGCACGCUGGCCGUGAGACAUAGCUGGGAACCUUCACCGACUGCGGGCGAUGGCGAGCGCUCGUCGUCAGCAGGAGGAGGAGGAGCAGCACCGUUCAAGGUGUCCGGGGCAAAAAAAGAGUCGAGCUCGCGGAAAGACCUGCCGCCCAUUUUUAGUACCAAGGUCAAGAACAAUGUUACGUUUUCCGAACGACAGAGGCUGAAGAAGAAGGGUUUGCCCGUGUCCGAAAAGAAUGCCAGCAGCCGCUUCGAGUCGCCCGCCCUCAGUAGCGACAGCUUCACCGAUCGCCAGAAGCUCCGCAAGCGAGGCACUUCUCUAUGCGACGACGCUGUGUCGUCCGAGGAGCUUUUCGAUUCCGUGGACCACCUGUUUCCCGGGGCCAUUCCUGAGAUCGAUUCCACCGAAUCCAUGAUGGCCAACAUCGAUACUCUGUAUUCUCAAGGCAAGGGUUUAGUGACUUCGGGAUUUUUCGAUCGAUCGGACAAGAGGAUCUUGGAGCAAUCCGCCGAACAGGCCUUGCAGGAGACCAAUUCCGAUAACGAGAAACCGUUCGAGAAUUUUGGUUCCAGCGAUGAUUAUGAUUCGCAGGUCGAGAGCGGUUCGCAACCUGCUGCCGGACGAUCCCGUUUCAGAGUUCGAAUCAAGCUCGGCAGCAAUGGAAGAAGAUUGCUCAGUGGAGCCAUCGCCGGAGCUUUCUCUCGCACUGCUGUGGCUCCAUUGGAGACGGUCAGGACGCACAUGAUGGUGGGCAGACACGGCAAGUCCUUCAAAGGCGUGUGGGAUUGGAUCAUGGAGAACGAGGGCUGGACGGGUCUGUUUCGGGGAAACACCAUCAACGUGAUCCGCGUGGCUCCCAGCAAAGCUGUCGAGUUGUUCGUCUACGACAAGGUGAAAUUUGCUCUCACGCCACAGGAAGGAGAGAAGUCGAGGUUGAGGAUCCCCGUUGCAUCGAUCGCGGGCUCAGCUGCGGGCAUCACAUCCACCGUGUUGAUGUACCCACUGGAGCUCGUGAAAACGCGUCUCACGAUCCAGCCCAAGGAGUAUCGGAGCAUCAGCAACGCGUUUGUGAGGAUCGUGAAGGAGGAGGGAUUCGGCGAGCUGUACAGGGGCUUGGGGCCGAGCGUGGUGGGCGUAAUCCCCUACGCCGGGACCAACUACUUCGCCUACGACUACCUGCGCUCGCUGUACAAGCAGCUGAGCCGGACGGAGCACAUCGGCAAUCUGCAGACGCUGCUGAUCGGCUCGGCCGCGGGCGCCAUCGCGAGCUCGGCCACGUUCCCGCUGGAGGUGGCGCGCAAGCGCAUGCAGGUGGGCGCCAUCCAGGGCCGCCUCGUCUACCGCAGCACGCUCGACUGUCUGGCCAGCGUGUUCCGCGAGGAGGGCCUGACGGGCCUCUACCGGGGCCUCGGCCCCAGCUGUCUCAAACUCGUCCCCGCGGCGGGCUUGUCCUUUAUGUGCUACGAGGCCUUGAAAUCCGUGCUUCUGGAGGAAGAGGCCAACAAGCCCAAGCCCAAGCCCAAGCCCCGGGCCAAGCGCAAGCAGCAGUGAGAUAGAUCCACUUUCAGAAACCCGUCAGCGCCAACUCAUUCUCAUUAUUAUUCGUUGCGGUGAAACGCGUCUAGAUUGUAGAUUUGUUAUCCGCAUGAUUGUACCAUAAUUUGACAAUCCUCGUAAUAUGACCGGUCCACUAUUCUUCAUUCUUC
Messenger RNA from Marchantia polymorpha subsp. ruderalis, 2223 nucleotides. NCBI's taxonomy places the organism in Eukaryota, Viridiplantae, Streptophyta, Marchantiopsida, Marchantiales, Marchantiaceae. The record is from the annotation of a GenBank genome assembly.